AUCAUCUGAUAUUUUUUCCGAACACCAUUACAUCUGCUGCAUCUGCAUAUGAAACUUUUCCUCAUUCCCCUGAUCUUGCACUUAUCUUUCGUCUAUUCGGAUCGAGAGAAAAAGCUGUCGGACGAAGAAAAGAACGCGAGAUGCUGCGCCAGAGGUCUCAGCUGCUGCAGGAAAGCAGUAGAACCCACGAACUUCGAGGUGCGAGCUCUGCUGACGAAGUGCCAUCGUGAGGAGGAGGCUGGGGCAGCGUCCAAAACUUUGCCCCCGACGUCCGCCAGGAAGAGGCGGGUCCCUGAGGAGGGCUCGAAGGCCUGUCAUCACGAGGUACAAAAUGGUAUUACCAACUGCAAGAAGAAAAUCAAACUGACCGUGAAGAUCAAGAACACCUGGAUAACCAAUUUAAAAAAUCAGUAUAUCAUAAUUGAUCAUGUUUUUGACUCGGUAACGAAUCAAAAACAGAAACUGCUGAAUCCUUACGUGCUCAAAAUAAGACAAGAGCCAGUCGUUCAGACUUACGAGCUAGGUUAUGAAAGUAUGGUCAACUCUGAGGCGAAAGAAAAAGUCCAUAACAAAAAAGAACAAGGUUAUACAGGGUGCAGCGUUAAUCCCUCGAAAAACCCAACAUGUGGUACAAUGAAAUAUAGGAACGAGGUGAUACCAUACAGCACUGGAUUUUGCUGCUCUUGUGAUGAAAAUAAUAAUAAUGAAAAUAAAAACCAUGAUGGAAAAAUGGCGAGGAAUGUUAGCUUUUCUCCUGACGGGAUUGCCGAUACUUUCAAAAUGUCGUUUCCAUCUGGAUUUUCGAGAAAAUCGAGAACAAGUUUUAAUGGUGCUGAAGAAACACACAACCUUCAAAAACGAGGCGGUCAAGACUGCAACGACAAGUACACACCGCCAAACGCCGAUCCCAACACCUACCACGACAGUACACACUGUCUAGAAUUCUCUGACCUCUGGUACAACGUCUACCAACUCGAAAAACCCAAACUGCGACACACCAUUACCCUGCAAAUCUACCAAAAAUACCAAGACUUCGAAAACAGCUGCAAAUGGAGGGACCUCACCAAGAUGCAACCGAUAAUCGUUGGUACCUCAUCUCCAGGCUUCCUCAACGACCAAGGCACCGUGAGCGUUAACUACAGCACAGAAGAAACCAGCGACAACCUCUUCUCCCUGCAGUACAAAACCCAAAAACUGCUCAUACCAGACACCUCCAACGUUCCAGACCCCAAUGGCACGCCAGAACUCAGAGGAGGCCCGUCAGAGUACCUGGUGAUCCAAGACACCCAAGUGGAGCCCACAGGAAAAAGCUGCAACACCGCCGGGGUGGGCUACGAAGCUUUCGCCAAACAACCCAACAGGUGUUCCGUAUCCAAAGGUUCCUGCCUCGAAAACCAGCCCAGCCAAAUGUGGCGACAAGAUCACGAACUAGAAGCCAGCGGGAAAAGGGGCAAGUACUUCCUCAAGAAUUUCGGUGUACUCCCAGAAUCUCCGAUCUCCCAAAACGACUCUUCCAGUCAAAAUAAAACCUUGACGAUGUUCUUCACCGAUUGCCAUACCAGCGUACUGGACGUGGAAAUCAGAGCGGACUACAACACGGUGCUGAGACCCAGCGCCCUAGCUAUCAUCACCGAGGUGUACGUGGAUAGCUCAGCUCCCGAAAAAACCUCCAUCAUCGCCAAAGUUUUCAACUCUGGCUUGGUAUCGGGGGUGUUCUCCGUCGAUCUCACCAAUUGCCCUCUAGACCUGCCGGCCAGCUUCGGCAACAUCAACUCCAAACCGGCUUUCAUCCCCCCACAGCACCAACACAUCUACAAGCUGGACAUUGUCUGUCCCUUGCCCCUCACUAGAUUCGUCUGCUCACUCCAAGUGCUCAACGACAAACAAGAGCUCAUAGCUCUGCGGGAAAUCAGGCUGCAGAAGCAGGACAGAUGCAUCUGCGUUUGGCACUGUUCGUGCGCUUGCCUCUUGGAGGAUGGAGGUUUGAGGUGCAGCCCCAUGUCCUUACAAGCUUACUACGCUGCAGGUUUCCAAGGGGGAAUGCCUCAAUCGCUGCACGUCGUCCAAUAUACUUUACUCGACGAUCUGGUGAGCAUGAUGUUGUACAUCCUUCUGUUCCUCUGCCUCACUCUGAUGUUGAUGGGGCUACUCAAAGCGCUGCUGGGGGUGAUUUCGGUGCCGAUUGGUCUGUGGGGUAUGGACGUUAUCCUAGAUCUGCCGAAGAGGAUGCACAAGUACUACGAGACCGAGAUAGACCACAGACAAGUGCUAUAUGAUGGCAGCGGUUGGCCAAUUCACCCUGAUACCAAGAAACGAGUGAGGAAUAUCCCCUUGCAAGCCGAGUUUUGUAUCAACGUGAUUUUCUUCAUGGUUUAUCCUCUGGCUCUAAUUUGGUCGAUGAUAAGGAAGAAACCUUCGGAUAGCAGUGACGAGUUGAUUUGUUACUGCAAGGAUGGAGGAUUGGUGCAGAGAAAGAGUAGCGGUUUGCAGAACAGUGUUGUUAGGAAAUCGUCUCUUCAAUCGAUCAAAAAAUAAUCAAUAUUAACAAUAAAAGGUU
Phaedon cochleariae (mustard beetle) is the source of this 2557-nucleotide messenger RNA. The record is from the annotation of a GenBank genome assembly. NCBI's taxonomy places the organism in Eukaryota, Metazoa, Arthropoda, Insecta, Coleoptera, Chrysomelidae.